CCGAGCGGCCCGAGGGAGCCGGCGGCGACGACGGCGACGGCGGCGGGGCGCAGCGCGAGGACCCGGGUCGCGGCGGCGGCCGAGCGGCGCGGGGCAGGUCGUAUUUAACAAGCCCUUGGAAGCUGGAAAUAAGAAUCUGAUUUCAAGCAGCCAUUUGAUUUCCUCAAGAAAAUUGCAUUUGAUGAGUUGGGUUGUUGAUGAGCUCUAAAUCAGAUGUAUUUCUGUGGAAUAAAAGAUGAUCAUUUUUGCAGCAGACUUUGCUCGUACUCACAAACGAAUGCAUACAAAAGCCUUCAAAUAAUAAGGUUCUGUCACUCAUUGACAUUUUUGAUAAACAUUACCAUUAAGCAGAUUUCAAGAGUCAUAGAAUAAUCUAAAUAUAAUUUUUUUAGGUAAUGCUUUUGUGAGCCACAACUUAAAAUAUCAACUGACUAUUUCCAUCAACAAAAGUGCCCCCUGUUAAUUUUUGAAUUGCUCAAAAUGAGCAAUAGUCAACUAAUUCCCAAGCUCUCCGUUCAUUCUCCUGUCCAUCGUACCAACUUAAGUGUUCAGUCCUCUGAUCCACCUUUUAAGGAAAACUUAAAUCUGAUUUCAAAAGACUCCUUGGAGUCAGAUUCAGAAAGCCUCGCUCAUGAGAAUAAGUCCCAGUCCGAACUUGACCAAAUCCAGGACAAAGAUAUGGAGCCAGACAGCUUAGAGGAAGAAAGCCCUGCACAGGAGAACCUGAGUGAAACAGAAGACGAAGCAGAGGAAACAGCAGCUCAGAUGGCCCAGGAGGAAGACCCCUCUGCUCAGGACGGUAGUGAGAAUCCCAGUCAACAACUUAUAAAAGACAAAUAUUCAGACCUCCGAUACGAUCCAAACUGGAAAAAUAAAAAAGAGGACAUGCAGUUGUUGGUUGUGGAAACCUUGCCGGGGUCUGCAGACAGCUCUUCAGACAGUCUGUCCUUGGCGCCACUCUACCCUUCCAAGGAGAAUUCGAUGGAGCUCUCAGAGAGAAAAGACAAAGAGAAGAAGAGUCCUCAGAGCGCAUCCUCCUUAAUGGGAAGUGAAUUUUUAAGCCCAAACUAUGAGCCUGGAGCCCAGGUCAGCGAAUCAUUUUCAGAGCCCAGUGACAGUGACCAGGAGGAGAAGUCAAGCAACCUCUCUCAGUACCUGAAGAGUUCGAGUUCACACAACGAGGUGUUCCUCCCACGAUCACGUGGCCCUCGGAGAAGGAAGUCUAAACAAUAUUUUGUGGAAAAAAAUAAGCUUACGUUGGGAUUUCCAGCUCCUAAAACAGACUCUUAUCUUCAACUGCACAAUAAAAAAAGGGGGGAAAGUCAUCUAGAACAGAUCAUCUACCCCAUCAGAGGAGCUGGCAGGACAUCUGCUCAGAAUGCCAGCGAGACUGAAAACGCUGCCACCAACCCCAAGGACCAAUGGCAUCAGAGAGCACAGCAGCUAAAGAAUUACCAGGAACACUGGUCUCAAUAUGAAGGUAAAAGAUCAAGCAAUCUUCCAAGACAUCAAUCCUCUGAGUCAGUAAAUGGCCAGCAACCUUCCAGAAGACCAGAGAAGCCCCAAGUUCGGAGGCUGUACAAACACCAGAAUGGCAUGAAGGCCUUCAUGACCAAAGAGCUCAUUGUCAGUCAAGGAAACCAGAAUAAAACUCCCACACAGCAACGAAACCAAAAUCAGCAUGGGCCCAUUGUGCUUUUGAAUGCUUCUAACAAUGAUUUACAAGACUCUAUGAACCAGAAACCCCAAGUAACCUCCAAUAUCUUUGUCCCACCAAAACAGACUUUUGACAAGGUAUUAUAUAAAAACUCUACCAGGCAUCACUCAGUCUUGAAUGUUAAUAAAGCAAGAUCAUGCAGAGACGAAGAAGAGAAAAGGCUUUUGUAUCAGCAACUACCCAUCUGCACUCUUUCUAAGAUGGAUUUGAACAGCCUUAAAGGCCCUCAGUCUGCUGAUGACAUAGAUGCUCAUGCAGGCACCGAAAAUAAGAAGCAACCCAAACAGCCUCAUGAAGAGACAAAGUAUAGGAACAUAGAAAUGCUAUGGAAAUUCCACCCUUCCUCAUACAGACAGCAUCCUAGAGCAUCUCCAGACUCACGGCUCACCCAGAUCAUGGAGCAGCAUCAGCAAGCCUUGGUGCAACUGGCCGAGGUACAGCCCAGGGAGGGCUCCUUCUCCACGGUCACACUUCCACCCAUCUUGUCCAGGGUGGAAAGUGAGUCCCAACUCAGUUCAGAGAAAAACCACAGAAACCAAAUCAAAAUUAUUCGUAGCAAUUCCGAAGGCUAUCUGUUUCAAUUGGAAAAGGGGAAAAAAGACAGGAAAAGAAGCACCAUUAAGAGUUCCAAGCUGAAAGGUUAUCGAAAACAAGACGUGAGACUGGGAGGCCUGGGACCUGACUUUGAGUCCAGCAGAGGCAAAAUGCAAAAGUUAAAACAGCAGAAGGAAUAUGCAAAACAAGUUAAAGAGUAUAACAUGAGGACACUCUCCGUUCUAUCCAAACCGCAGACCGCAAAACCUGAAACUAAACCAGUCUUUCCUCGGCAGAAGGCUUUGGAAUACGCGAAGACCAUCCCCAAACCAAAACAAUCAAGUCUGACUGACCAAGCAUCAAAGGGGGGAAAAAAUCCAACCUAUGCUGGCAAAACAGAAAGUUUACCUGAAAUCUCCCGGCUAGAGAUACUGCAGAGCAGACACGAGAGGGAAAAACAGGCCGUGGCUGCUUUCAAAGUUCUUCACAUUGUCUAGACAGCGCUUGGCAGGAGAUGAGAAAUGCUCCAGGAACUCACGCAGGAAGGAAACUCCCACCAGCCCGCCCGCAUUGUGCAGGAUGGCCUGGUGCUGCCACUCAAGCGCGAGCACAGGCUCCCAGAGGCACAUCAGCUCUGCGCUGCUCUUCACCUUCUAGCAAGAAAAGAUCGCCAGUGAUUUAUUUUCAAAUCAAUUAGAAUUUGCGGCUGAUAAAUAACUAGACAAUAAAACUUUUAAUUUUC
Messenger RNA from Cavia porcellus (domestic guinea pig), 2993 nucleotides. It is a transcript of the gene Jhy, whose product is annotated as junctional cadherin complex regulator. The coding region runs from base 481 to 2748 and encodes 755 amino acids. The record is from RefSeq and is a predicted model, not a curated record. The transcript is spliced from 9 exons. Gene Ontology annotation, biological process: axoneme assembly; brain development. Lineage: Eukaryota; Metazoa; Chordata; Mammalia; Rodentia; Caviidae.